CUAUUUUUCUUCCAGUAUUUUUUGCUAAGAGGCACGACAAAAUGAGUUGGAUGCACACCAUCCGUGCCUCUGGUAGAUUUUGGUUAUCGCCAGCUUUAUGCCGAAUAGACAGUACGCCGGCGGGAACUGUGAAGUGUUACUCAACCAAACCGGUACCAGCUUUGGGUGCAAAUAAAGCAUCCUCGACAUCAAGCAACAUCCCAGCCGAGCGCAAGUCAAUCAUUCCGCCAAACUACAGGUAUGUCUAUCAGGAGUUUCUACCAGAUCCGAAGAUCGAGUGGCGUAAUUCAGUCCGCGAGAAACUAGAACGCAAAGACAUGCUGGACCGGCGUGCGAACAUCGACAUCCCAGAGUUCUACGUUGGAUCUGUUCUGGCGGUAACCUCUUCGGAUCCGCACGCCGAAAACAAAACUGCACGUUUCGUUGGUAUUUGCAUACUGCGGGAAAAGUGUGGAUUACGUGCCCGGUUCAUUUUGCGAAACGUGAUCGACCAUCAGGGCAUUGAAAUCAGCUACGACUUGUAUGAUCCUACGUUGCAAAAGAUCGAGGUGCUACGGCUGGAAAAGCGAUUGGACGAAAAUCUGCUGUAUCUUCGCGACGCGCUCGAUGACUAUAGUACGUUCGAUGUAAACAUGGAACCGGAAAUACUACCAGAAGGAGCGCCAGUUCCUGUGAACGAGUUAAAGGUGGUACUAAAACCGAGACCAUGGUACGCCCGGUGGGAACGGCAUAACUUGCAGGGUGUGGCCAACAUCGAUGAGCACACGAACGAACGACGUCGUCGCAAGGCGGAAAUGGUAGCGACACCCUGGGAGAAGUACGACCUCAUGAAGGAAUAUCGACGCAGCAUACCGGAAGAGGAACAAAAGGAGAUAUUCACCGAGAUUUACUCCCAGCUCCACUCUCUUGAGCUAACACGAAAAAAACUGAAGCGUAAACGUACAUUUGUAAAACCAAACAAAUUAGCUUAGUUUCGCCCCCGUUAUGAUUCUAUAUAGCUUUUGAACACGUUCGGUAGUGAAUAAUGCAAUAAAAAACACAGCAAAGUACGAAAACUGAAAUCAUUUUCCUUGUUAUUCUUAGAUGUAGGCUAUGAAACUAAUACCACACUACUUCUGAGGGGGAUAACAGAAACAGUAAGUGUCCCUUUGUGCUGUACCGAUUCUUAUAGUUGUAAAGAUAAUAUUCUGAUUU
Molecule: messenger RNA, 1194 nt
Organism: Anopheles coustani
Lineage: Eukaryota; Metazoa; Arthropoda; Insecta; Diptera; Culicidae
Gene: mRpL19
Product: large ribosomal subunit protein bL19m
Exons: 2
Coding region: 42-971 (309 amino acids)
Biological process (GO): translation
Cellular component (GO): ribosome; mitochondrial large ribosomal subunit
Molecular function (GO): structural constituent of ribosome
Source: RefSeq, a predicted model, not a curated record